This is a messenger RNA of Micropterus salmoides (largemouth bass), 531 nucleotides long. RefSeq names its product dipeptidyl peptidase 2-like. Gene Ontology annotation, cellular component: vesicle. The transcript is spliced from 5 exons. Gene Ontology annotation, molecular function: serine-type exopeptidase activity; dipeptidyl-peptidase activity. The record is from RefSeq and is a predicted model, not a curated record. Gene Ontology annotation, biological process: proteolysis. The annotation marks the transcript as partial. Lineage: Eukaryota; Metazoa; Chordata; Actinopteri; Centrarchiformes; Centrarchidae.
GGAUUGUGUACAACUCCACAGGUGCUGAGCUGUUUUGACCUGUACAGUUUGUAUUUGGAGUGUGCUGAUCCCACUGGCUGUGGACUGGGCUUCGACAGCCUGGCCUGGGACUAUCAGGCUUGCACAGAAAUUGAUCUGUGCUAUGAGAGCAAUAAUGUGACGGACAUGUUUCCUCCCAUGGGCUUCACUGAGACAGACCGUGUACUUUACUGCUCCAAGCGCUGGGCUGUGGUUCCACGACCAGAGUGGCUCAAAACCCAGUUCUGGGGUGAUGCCCUCUCUACAGCCAGCAACAUUAUUUUCUCCAAUGGAGAUCUGGACCCAUGGGCAAAUGGAGGGGUACGCAAGUCCUUGAGCUCCUCACUAAUAGCUGUCAACAUUUCUGGAGGAGCCCAUCAUCUGGAUCUCAGAGGGUCUAAUGAUGCUGAUCCAGUGUCAGUUAUCAGUGCCAGGAAGAUGGAAGCAGACCUCAUUGUACAGUGGGUGAAGAUGGAGCGGACCAGAUUAAGACAGUCAACUUAAAAGCACGGA